AUGACUGUCGAUCCAACUUUCGAGCAAGUGACUCAAAAUGUCGAGCCUAACUAUGUCGAGGCGUCUCGCUCCCAUGAUCCCAGCAACAACAUGAAACGGACCGACCCUUUCCAAUUCGGCUCGCGAUUCCUCGAAAAGGGCGACGAUGUCUUCGAGUUCAAUGCCUGGGAUCAUGUUGAACCAGAUGAUGAGUUCAAGGCCUUUGCCCAAACCCAAUAUGCGAAGCAGCGAGAAACGCGAGUGUCGGACUUUGAUCGGAGGCGAUUCAACAUGGAACCAGCCAAGUGGUGGGAUAAGUUCUAUAAAAACAACACUGCAAACUUUUUCAAAGACCGCAAGUGGCUGCGCCAAGAGUUCCCAAUCCUCGCGGAGGUGACCCAGAAGGAUGCUGGUCCCAAGGUUGUCCUGGAAAUUGGCGCGGGAGCCGGAAACACUGCGUUCCCCCUAUUGGCGAACAACGAGAAUGAGCACCUGAAAGUCCAUGCCUGCGAUUUCUCCAAAUACGCAGUGAAGGUCAUGCGCGAAAGCGAGCACUACAACGAGAAGUAUAUGUCCGCCGAUGUCUGGGACGCCGCCGCCGUGCCAAGCGAGGAGUCCGAUUCUCUCCCGCCUGGCCUAACAGAAGGCUCGGUCGACGUCGUGAUUUUGAUUUUUAUCUUCUCUGCUCUGGCCCCUAACCAAUGGGACCAUGCCAUCCGCAACAUCUACCGCCUCUUGAAGCCCGGUGGCCGUGUGCUGUUCCGCGACUAUGGCCGUGGUGACCUCGCUCAAGUGCGUUUCAAAAAGGGCCGCUACAUGACCGAGAACUUCUACGUUAGAGGCGACGGCACCCGUGUCUAUUUCUUCGAGAAGGAUCAGCUCGUUGAUAUGUGGGGAACCUGGUCUGCCAAAGAUGGCUUGCAGAUUCCUAUUGGCGAUGAGGCUUCCGCCGAGGCAUCUGUUGAGGAGGCCCAGCCUGCCGAGGAGCCAUCAGCGGAGGCCAAGCAAUCAGCAAUCGAUAAUGGAGCUUUCGAGGUGCUCAACAUGGGAGUUGACCGACGGCUGAUUGUUAACCGUGGCACCAAACAAAAGAUGUACCGUUGCUGGAUGCAGGGAAACUUCGUAAAGCGCGGUGGACCUGCCAUUGAGACUGCCACCGAGCCCGCACAAUGA
Molecule: messenger RNA, 1152 nt
Organism: Penicillium soppii
Lineage: Eukaryota; Fungi; Ascomycota; Eurotiomycetes; Eurotiales; Aspergillaceae
Product: tRNA(Thr) (cytosine(32)-N(3))-methyltransferase
Exons: 1
Coding region: 1-1152 (383 amino acids)
Molecular function (GO): tRNA (cytidine-N3)-methyltransferase activity
Source: RefSeq, a predicted model, not a curated record